Messenger RNA from Toxorhynchites rutilus septentrionalis, 582 nucleotides. RefSeq names its product U7 snRNA-associated Sm-like protein LSm10 (gene Lsm10). Gene Ontology annotation, cellular component: cytoplasmic U snRNP body; nuclear body. The record is from RefSeq and is a predicted model, not a curated record. Bases 117 to 518 code for a protein of 133 amino acids. NCBI's taxonomy places the organism in Eukaryota, Metazoa, Arthropoda, Insecta, Diptera, Culicidae. Gene Ontology annotation, biological process: mRNA 3'-end processing by stem-loop binding and cleavage. The transcript is spliced from 3 exons. Gene Ontology annotation, molecular function: U7 snRNA binding; histone pre-mRNA DCP binding.
AUGGCUGGAGAGUGGUUUUAGCAAGUUGGCCCACCUUAGGAUAUACUUCUAGGCGCCUUGCUUUUAAUAUUGCUGAACGUUUUUUCUGUUUUUACCGAGUAACAUAUCGUAUCAAAAUGAGCCAGAUGACCGACAAGAAGGAACGCUAUAACUCACUCAACGACCUUACUGGUUUGGCCCAGUGCUUGGUGGAUAUGAACAUAUUGAUCGAUUUGCGAAAUGAAACUUCCGUCGCCGGUAAAAUUGUGUACGUCGAUGGAUUUUUCAAUAUAUCGAUGGAGAAUGUGGUGUUCAUUGACCAGCUUGGGAAACAAUUUAGAAUGGAGGAACUGAUGAUAUAUCCACGUUAUAUUCGAUACAUCCAUAUACCAGAGUCGGUUGAAAUAAAACCCGCCCUGGAAGAACACAUCACCAAGUUGACCACGCGUCGGCCAAGGGAUCCUGUUAAACGAACAUUGAAAAUGAAACGUGCGCGGGAGAACCAGCUUCGAACGUUAGCCGAAAAUGAACUGAUAUGAUAACUGAAUGUUGAUAAAAGUCUUCCGAAUGUCGCAAAUACACUAUUGGAUACAAUGGAAAAAG